Messenger RNA from Larimichthys crocea (large yellow croaker), 2309 nucleotides. It is a transcript of the gene hsd17b12a, whose product is annotated as hydroxysteroid (17-beta) dehydrogenase 12a. Gene Ontology annotation, cellular component: endoplasmic reticulum. Gene Ontology annotation, molecular function: oxidoreductase activity. The coding region runs from base 134 to 1126 and encodes 330 amino acids. NCBI's taxonomy places the organism in Eukaryota, Metazoa, Chordata, Actinopteri, Sciaenidae. The transcript has 11 exons. The record is from RefSeq and is a predicted model, not a curated record.
GGGGGAGUGUGUGUGAUGCUACAACCUCCUUAUAAAGGGACUCUCUCUCACGUUGUGGCUUGGAAAUUGGAGCACAUUGCCUAAAAUUGAGGUCUCCACACACACACACUCAGAGUCACCGAUAGUCGCUGCCAUGGACCGGAUGAACGUUGAGGAGACGCUCCGCAGGGCCGAGACGCCUCUCUUCUGGGUCGGUGCGUUCACUGUGGCCUCCCUGGCGCUGUGGCUGCUCUACAGGCUGUUCUCAGGCUUUAGGAUCUGGGUCUUGGGAAACGGGCGGCUGCUUUCUCCGAAGCUGGGCAAAUGGGCAGUUGUGACGGGAGCCACAGAUGGAAUCGGGAAAUCCUAUGCGGAGGAGCUGGCUCGUCGAGGUUUCGCCAUGCUGUUGAUCAGUCGCUCCCAGGAAAAGCUGGAUGACGUGGCCAGGUCACUUGAGGAUCAGUUUAAAGUGGAGACCAAGACCAUUGCAGUUGACUUUGGCAAGACCGACAUCUACUCAAAGAUCGAGGAGGGGCUGGCUGGUCUGGAGAUCGGUGUACUUGUCAACAAUGUUGGGGUGUCCUACUCCUAUCCUGAGUACUACCUCCAUAUUCCUGAUCUGGACAACUUCAUCACAAACAUGAUCAAUGUCAACAUGACCUCAGUGUGCCAAAUGACCCGCCUGGUGCUGCCCAGAAUGGUUGCAAGGUCCAAAGGUAUUAUCCUCAACAUCUCUUCUGCCAGUGGCAUGUAUCCCCUCCCUCUGCUUACAGUCUAUUCUUCCACAAAGGCCUUUGUGGAUUUCUUCUCUCGUGGCCUUCAGGAGGAGUACAGGCGUCAGGGCAUCAUCAUUCAGAGUGUGCUGCCCUUCUUUGUGGCCACAAAAAUGACUCGUAUCAGGAAGCCCACCCUGGACAAACCCACCCCUGAGCGCUAUGUGGCCGCUGAGCUCAGCACUGUGGGUCUGCAGAGCCAAACCAAUGGCUAUUUCCCCCACGCUGUCAUGGGUUGGGUGACCACCAAGCUGGUGCCAAUCAGUAUCGUGAUCUUCCUGGGAGCCACAAUGAACCGCGUUCAGCGUUCCGGAUACCUGCACAGGAGGAAGCUGCGGGAGCAGAAGAAUGGAACAAACUUGAAGAGCGACUAAGAAAACCGAAUCUUCGGGCAGCCUCUGUUCUGACCCUGUGGAGAGUUUUGGGGAAAAGAGAUUGUGUUUGUAUCUGUGCGAUUGAUCCUCUGGGGUAGCCUGAGAUUUCACCUUUGUGCCUUCAGUAAAUGUGCACAUCAAAGCAUGUAUAUGCCUUUUGUGUUUAAAAUGGAAACCUAUGUCCUGAUGUGAUGUCUGCAGGGAAAUGAGCAAAGAAGACAGGAGCUGAAUAACAUGAUAAUAAAAUGCUGCUCUUGGCAAAGGACAUUAAUACUUUUUGUUACUGACACUGAUGGUGGAAAUAAUACAGCCAAAAAAAAAAGCGAUUUGUUAACCCUGCUGUUGUAAGCAGUGGAAACGGUGGUGGGCAUCUUUUUUUAUAUAUUUGUAUAAUUAUUUAUUUUAUAUUUGUAUGAACACAUGAACCAAACUCAGAACUUUUCAAUGAGCGUUAAACCUCUUUACAAAUCACAGAGCCAUUUAAAGAUGGCAAUCUCUGCUUCCUAUCAUGUCAGUUUAUGUGCAUUACUGAGCUGUUAUCAUCAUGCAUUGGUUCUCCUUUUUCUAGAAUGUGUGUUUACAGUAUAUUUAAAAAUGAUACUAUGUGAUGGGUUGUUGCACCAAUGUCUCACUUUGUCGCUCUAAACCAAAGUUGUUGUUUUUUUUCUUUUUUUUUUUUUUUUUUUUCCUAGUUAUCACACACUGUCGCGUUAAACACAAGUGCCUUAAUGCUAGAACUGGUCAAAUUCAUUGAUUGGGUUAAAAGUGUACUAUGAAAGGAUGUAAUAUCGGUGCUAUGUUCAAACUAUUUUUCUGCCUUUUGUAUCAAAAUGUAAAUUAACAAAGGAAAACCUCUUAACCUCUGCACGUUUGGUUCGUCCAAGGUUUUCACAGGGAUAUUUUCCAUUGUUAGUUGUGGUUUCACAAACUUCCAAAUGUUUGCUGCAAAACAUGAGAACUGCUCCUCUUUACAGUUUGUACACCAUUGAGUAACCCCAGAUGACUUGGUCUGACAUGUGCCUUAAUUAAGCUGCCUUGUGAAUGCUUUUCUUCUGUAAAGAGUCUUUUUAAUAUGCUUGGAAAUCAAAAAUUGAAUUUCUAUAUGUAUAUGCACUGUUUACAUUUAUUCUUGAAACUCAUGUUUUUUUUAAUGGUUUGUUAAUAAAAGCUCUGGCAUACAGCA